Messenger RNA from Adineta ricciae, 438 nucleotides. The record is from the annotation of a GenBank genome assembly. NCBI's taxonomy places the organism in Eukaryota, Metazoa, Rotifera, Eurotatoria, Adinetida, Adinetidae.
AUGGCCGAGCCUUCGAUCAUUGAUCCUGAUGGGAACAGUUACGAACGAACAGCUAUUGAAGCUUGGCUUUCCAGUCAUGGAACUUCACCCAUCACACGAGCACCACUUACAGUUACCGAUCUUCGUCCUAACCGUGCCUUGAAAGCUGCAGUUAGUGAAUAUCGCAACUCGGUACAUCCUAAAGAGCAAACUAAUCGUCAUCCUCGAGCAAAAGCAGUGCCUUAUGAAUUGACAGCAACAGGAAACUAUGCAAACGGUUUUGUUCAUCUUUCUAUUCAACCACCGCCGGACACAACACGUUCUCCGUGUGACAUUUGUUGUGUCGUUGAUACAUCAGGCUCCAUGGCUGUUCAAGCAGAAAUUCAAAAUGACUCAAACGGGAAAUUCNGAAGGCACUGCCUCUUUAAACGUGCCAGCGUAUUCAAACAGAAACAGUAG